Messenger RNA from Geosmithia morbida, 966 nucleotides. Its product is annotated as 5'-nucleotidase. NCBI's taxonomy places the organism in Eukaryota, Fungi, Ascomycota, Sordariomycetes, Hypocreales, Bionectriaceae. The transcript is spliced from 4 exons. Gene Ontology annotation, molecular function: nucleotidase activity. Bases 1 to 966 code for a protein of 321 amino acids. The record is from RefSeq and is a predicted model, not a curated record.
AUGCGUUUCUCCAGCUUUGUUGCCCACAUCCUUGUGUGCAUUGCCUUGCCCUCUCACGCCCUCAACAUUCUCCUCAGCAACGACGACGGCUUCGGCUCCGGUAACCUGCGCGAAUUGUAUCGUCUACUGAAGGAAGACGACCACGAUGUGUGGAUCGUUGCACCCGCCACAAAACAAAGUGGCCAAGGAGGACGAUCCGACUUCACCACUGAGGGCAAUCUCACGGCACCUUCUCAGUACGAUCUCAUCCCAGCGGGAGCUCCGUCAGUUGGCAGUGACCCCCACGAUAGCCACAUCUGGUAUUAUAAUGGAACGCCUGCAGCCUGCGUCUUUGUCGCCCUGGACUAUGUCCUCCCCAGAUUUGCUGAUUUCAAAGUCCCUGAUCUUGUUCUAACUGGACCCAAUUACGGAACAAAUUUGGGCCCCUUUGUCUGGACGCUUUCAGGAACAGCCGGUGCUGCUUACGCUGCGACACAUCGCAGUAUUCCGGCCAUCUCUCUAUCAGCUAGUAAUGACGAGACUCCAUACUUCGAAAUCCACAACAAAACAAACCCGGCAACAUGGGCUGCGGAAGUGAGCAUCAAGGCUGUGAAAGCGUUGAUUGCAGGUGUCCCCCAAGGAUCCCCGAUAUUCCCAUUGGGCUACGGCGCCAAUGUCAACAUACCCCCCUUGACAGCUGAUCACUCGAAGAUUGAUUUCGUCCAGACUCGUAUGACGGGCAACGCCCAUGUAAACGAGGCUGUUCUGGAUCCGUCAAAGGGUAUUUUCACCUGGGAGAACAUUGUACCUUAUGCGGCUGGCGUCAAUGCCUGCGUCAACGGCGACUGCUCGCUUCCUGGAGAGACAUACGUUGUUGAAAACGGCGGCGUUUCCAUAUCUUUCUACAUUGUAGAUUACACUUCCCCGUCUACCUGGAGUACGAAGAGCCUUAUGAACAGGAUACGGCCUCUCAUUAACUCCAAAUAG